Messenger RNA from Pogona vitticeps (central bearded dragon), 1193 nucleotides. RefSeq names its product nodal homolog 2-A. Gene Ontology annotation, cellular component: extracellular region. Lineage: Eukaryota; Metazoa; Chordata; Lepidosauria; Squamata; Agamidae. Gene Ontology annotation, molecular function: growth factor activity; cytokine activity. The record is from RefSeq and is a predicted model, not a curated record.
AUGCACCUCUAUCGCUCGCUGGCGCGCGGCCGCUCCCCGGCCCGGCCGGCCCCCGAAGGCUCGGCGUGGCGCGAAGCCGACACCAUCCUCAGCCUGGUGGCCAAAAAUUCUUUCCAGUUUGAGGAUCACUGGGUUUUCUCUUUUGACAUGACCUCCAUUUCCAGCAGCUUGGACGUGAGGCUGGCUGAGCUCCGGGUCCCCCUCGCGUCUUUCUCCCAAGCCAAAAAUGUCACUGUCAGCAUCUACCACGUCCACAACCACAUAUGUCAUGGGAACCAGACGUGCACAGAUAAGAUCUUCUUGGGCUCCUUCAGCUGCCGCCACAGCCACAGCAGCAGCAGGAUCAGCUCCUCCUUCAUCCAGUCUUCCUGGAAAGUCUUCAACAUUACCUCCUUGCUCCGCUUCUGGCUCCACCAGGGGGGACCAACAGGCCAAGACACCAUAGAGGCUCAGGAGCAGAAAUGGACAGAAGGUCACCUAGAUGACAGCAACAGGGAAGGAAUCGAUGGAUGUCCCACCAGUGGCUUUGAGGACAUCUGUGACUCCAAUGAGGCUUCACACAUCCCACCUCAGAGCCUGACAGAACAAGUCCUCCUGGUUGUCUUCUCUAAAGAUAAGGAACGGAUGGAACCCUCCCAGGGACCAAGCCUCAUCAGGAUGGUGGAGACGUCCAAAUAUGUCAUGUCUGAUGACACGUCCAAAGAGGUCGGGGCCCGGCGGCACCGGCGGAACAGGAAUCAAAGAAAGAGGAUUAAAGGGAGCGAUACCGACAUAUCUGGCAUUGCCGAAGAAAGUAGAUCUCUGUGCAGGAGAGUUGAUAUGAUGGUGGACUUUGAGAAGACUGGAUUUGGAAAGUGGAUUCUGCACCCCAAGAAAUAUAAUGCCUACCGUUGUGAGGGGGACUGCCCAUCGCCUGUAGAUGAGAGCUUUAAGCCAACCAAUCAUGCAUAUAUGCAGAGCUUGUUGAAGUUAUACCAACCCAACCGGGUGCCUUCCCCAGCCUGUGCUCCGGUCAAAUUGAGCCCACUCUCCAUGCUCUACUAUGAGAAGGGCGGGGUGACGGUCCGUCACCAUGAGGACAUGAUCAUUGAUGAAUGUGGCUGCAACUGACACACACGGGCCUUGGCCAGGCGACCAACAAGCGACCAGCUCCCCAAGACCAACGAACUGAUUUUUCCCUGCUGCAACAAAGG